AUGGCUCGACUUGUUCGAAUGUGCGCGAUUAAAUUGAUUGCUGGCCGAAGUCGAGACCUUGGCUUGAAUAGAUCGGCAUUCUUUUCUAAGCUUCGGCCCGACGGCAUAGAAUCUCAAGUAGCAAUAUGUAAGGUUAUGGAGUUCUACAGUCAAGUUCUUCGUGCGGUCUGUAUGGGAAUUUUGGGUAGCGUUGGUAGAGAUGAUAUAGGGAAAGCCAUGAGUAGUUUGAGGUACCAUACAAUAAAAUUCCUUGACCCAACACCUCGCUACCAUAUCAGAUAA
Molecule: messenger RNA, 282 nt
Organism: Sclerotinia sclerotiorum 1980 UF-70
Lineage: Eukaryota; Fungi; Ascomycota; Leotiomycetes; Helotiales; Sclerotiniaceae
Exons: 3
Coding region: 1-282 (93 amino acids)
Source: RefSeq, a predicted model, not a curated record